AUGAUUUGGAGGGUUACAUUGUUGUUUUUCCUCUCCAUAUCCACAACAGGCGGGCUUGUGGUUCAAACAAGAGAAGAACCAGGUUCAGAUCCAACAUCAGUUAUUCAUGGCGAACAAAGCUAUACCACUAGCCCCUUAGCCUCUGAUGGCACGAUAUCUACACCAUCAACCGACAAGACAAGCUCCUCAUCCGAUGCCGUUCCCUCGCCUGGCACGCAACAUUAUGAUAGUGGACCCUUGGUUUAUCUAGAAGUCAUACCUAAACCACCUGAUGUCCUUGGCAUCGGAAAUGUGAGCGGGUUCUAUGGACCAGGAAGUUGGGCAGGGUGGUUCCUCUCAAUCGUGGCAUCGUGGUGGCGACUCAUUCGAGUCUCAGAAGAGAUAUUUGAUCCAAAUACAUGGCUAUUUCUGCUAGGCACCAACUGGGCUGCGGUUGGCCUUUUUCGUGGAGUCCGCAUAGCUCAAAGUAUCCCAAGCGACUCCUUGACCUACGCUGCAGAUUUGGACAGCCUGAAAGGUUCCAUCGGGGCAGCGUUUAAUGUCACAUUUUGGGGAACAUUCCAUGGCUCCGUGCAAUAUUUCCUUACAAUGAUGUUAUUUGACAACCCAAAGACCCAACGCCAUCGGUUGUGGACACUCCUCCUCGGAAUGCUGCUGCCUUCUCUCGCGCUCAUGCACUCAGUUGCUCUUAUCAGAACAAUGAACGUGCCUGCACUAUAUUGGUAUGGAAUGCACAGUGGUGCUUAUGACCUUAAUUUGGCUGUCGCCACGGGCACUCCAUAUUAUAUCAUGCCAUUCUCUUGUGGUCACUGGACUGCUGAGACGAGCAUGGAACAGACUGUUGAGACCUGUAUUUAG
Molecule: messenger RNA, 858 nt
Organism: Penicillium crustosum
Lineage: Eukaryota; Fungi; Ascomycota; Eurotiomycetes; Eurotiales; Aspergillaceae
Exons: 2
Coding region: 1-858 (285 amino acids)
Source: RefSeq, a predicted model, not a curated record